AUGGCUGAAAUUCCCUGUUCCUCCCGACUCGAAAGAGUCCUCCGAUACCUCCUUCAGCAUCAGAACCAACCAGCAACACAUCCAGAAUGCCAAUGCACCCACCACCAACACAACAGUCCAGACUGGAUCUUCAACGCAGAUACAUGGUCCCAACUCGAAACCCUCCGUCGACUACUCUGCCAACGACCAGCACUCCCAAAAUUCCCCGCUGACAUUCUAGAAGACAUCGAGGUAGUCCUCACCUACUGGAAUAGCCACAAUCUCCUCACAUCAACCAAACAAAUCAUCCCCCGCAUCACCAUCCAAAGCAAAAGCUCAACCGCCAACUCUAUCAAAAUAUCCUGCUGGAAGGGCGACAUCACCACAUUAACCGAUAUAACCGCCAUCGUCAACGCAGCAAACUCCCAACUCGAGGGCUGUUUUCGCCCUAAGCAUCGCUGCAUCGAUAACGUGAUCCACUCCGCCGCAGGACCACGACUCCGACAGGCUUGUCACGAUCUCAUCCAGGCGCAGGGGUACUCUGAGCCCAUCGGUUCUGUCAAAAUCACACCUGGCUUCCUCCUGCCGGCCCAGUACAUCCUGCACACCGUCGGCCCGCAGCUGCAUCAGAACGUCAAGCCGCAGGCGCACCAGCAGGCGCAGCUCGCGUCGUGCUACCAGGCUUGUCUUGAUAACGUGGAGGAGUUACCCCCGCUCGAUGACGGCAGGAAGGUUGUUGCUUUUUGCUGCAUCUCGACUGGGCUGUUUGCGUUUCCGUCGGAUAUGGCAGCAAAGAUUGCUGUGAAUGCCGUGCUAGACUGGUGUGCGAGACAUCCCAAGACAAGUAUAACGCAUAUCAUCUUCGAUACCUUUCUAGACAAGGAUUGGGGUUUGUAUCAGGAUAUCUUGUCCAAGUUGCACAGCUCUUCCGAGAUAGACAUCGAGAUUAUGGACUGGGAUUAUACCUAUACCCAAAAAGCACUGCAUCAGCCAUCCACCCUUUCUCCCUCCCUCCUCAAAGCCCGCACCUGGCUCCGCCAAGCGCACGCCCUCAUCAUCUCCGCCGGUGCAGGCCUCUCCGCCGCAACAGGGCUGGACUAUACGUCCCACUCCCUCUUUGCAACCCACUUCCCCGCGUUCUUGCCCAAAAAACUCCACACCCUCUACGACGUCUUUGGCUACAAUGACUGGGACAGCCCCGCCCAGAAAUGGGGCUACUUUUUCACGCACCUCGACAUGGUGGCGCGGUGGCCCGAGGCGCAGUGCGAAGUGUAUCGCAUGCUGCGCGUGCUGGUGUCCCGCUUCGAGGAGGAGCGAUGGUUCGUGCGCACGAGUAAUGCGGAUGGAUUCUUUGUGAAAAAUGGUUUUGAUCCAGAGAGGAUAUCGACGCCGCAGGGCGGGUAUCGGUACUUGCAGUGUGUGACUAAAUGUAGGCCUGGUGCGGUUGUUGAGUCGGCGCCGUUGGUUGAGCGCGCGGUGGAGGUUGUGCAUCCGGUGAGUCAGAUGCUUCUAGAUGAGGGGUUGGUGCCGAAGUGUGAGUAUUGUGGGGGGGAGAUGACGCUCUGUGUUAGGGGGGGUCCGUACUUUGAUGAGACGCCGUUUCGGGAGGGGGAGAGGAAGUGGGAGAUGUUUUUGGGGGGUUUGGAGAGUGAGGGUGGAAAGGAUGGACAUGCUAGUUCUGGCUCGGUGGUUAUUCUUGAGUUGGGUGUUGGAUUGAAUACCCCAGCUGUGCUGCGAUGGCCGAAUGAAGAUUUGGUUGCUGAAUCGGAGAGUCGACCGUUUCGGCUGAUUCGUGUUGGGAUGGAGGCUUCUGGCUGUGUGCCUUGGGAGUUGGAAGAAGAUGAUCUCGCCGUGGGUAUUUCUGGGGAUAUUAAGGCAGCUGUGGAUGUGUUAGUAUCGUGA
This is a messenger RNA of Talaromyces amestolkiae, 1881 nucleotides long. RefSeq lists its product as uncharacterized. The record is from RefSeq and is a predicted model, not a curated record. NCBI's taxonomy places the organism in Eukaryota, Fungi, Ascomycota, Eurotiomycetes, Eurotiales, Trichocomaceae. Bases 1 to 1881 code for a protein of 626 amino acids. The transcript has a single exon.